Molecule: messenger RNA, 5273 nt
Organism: Tachysurus vachellii
Lineage: Eukaryota; Metazoa; Chordata; Actinopteri; Siluriformes; Bagridae
Gene: spred1
Product: sprouty related EVH1 domain containing 1
Exons: 6
Coding region: 757-1995 (412 amino acids)
Biological process (GO): multicellular organism development; negative regulation of MAPK cascade
Cellular component (GO): membrane
Molecular function (GO): protein kinase binding
Source: RefSeq, a predicted model, not a curated record
GACCAAAUGUCUUUUUAGGUUUUAAAAGACAGACGAUACUACUUAAUCAAAAACACAUUGCUGUUUACUUCGUUAUGUCUUAUUCAUACUUUGAGGCGGAAGGAUUUCAAAGGCGCGGUGAGGCCAAAGCUUCCGCCCAGUUUUCCGAUGCGCGUCGGCCGAGUUGAAAAUGGACUUCGUACAGAGAAAGCAGAGCCCCUGAACUUCCACAACACUUUUCUUUCAUGCAAUUGUAUUCUUUCGCAUGUCAUUUUUGAACUAGUCCGUUUCAAGUACAUGUAUUCAUCUUUGUGUGGGAUCUUUUGGGUCUGUCCAUGUUGUAUUGAGCUGCACACUGAGGCUUCUCUUUUCCAGCGUUGGCUGAAAGUUGCUCUGAGGGAGCAGCUCGCUCGCUAGCAGCCCGGUCACUAAAUUACAACCAAAUAGGGGGAUUUUUUGUGCACGUAUUUGGUUUAGACACUCGUGGAAUUUGUGUCUGAUCUCAAAAGACGACGUUAAGGAUGAUCACUCGGCUGCAGAUGGAUUUUAUUCACUGGGAAGCUACGAAUCAGCGGCUACGGCUCCAGUCCUUAUUCUAAAUCGGCUUGUUGGAGCUGCGGAGCUCAGCGAUGCACCGCCGUCACUUCGGAACUGUCGCUGUUUUGUGAAUAACUGCAUUUCGAUGCGAACCAAAAUGGUGAUUUUUGCGAUUUAUUUCCCCGCCUUGACCGCGUCGUCGAUGCUAUUUGCAGGAUUUGGAUCCCCGUGAGGAAAAAAAUGAGCGAAGAACCGGCAAAUCCAAAUAACGAUGACAGUUAUGCGCGUGUGAGAGCAGUGGUCAUGACUCGCGAUGACUCCAGUGGCGGAUGGCUGCCUCUGGGAGGCGGAGGCCUCAGCUGCGUGUCGGUCCACAAAGUUAGCCGGCCGGACUCGGACUGCCCCAACGGCGUGGAUUAUCUCAUCCAGGGGGAGAGACUCAAAGACAAGUUGGUUGUGCUGGAGUGCAUCAUAAAGAGGGACCUGGUGUACAAUAAAGUCAACCCUAUCUUCCAUCAUUGGAGAAUUGACAACAAGAAGUUUGGCCUGACUUUCCAGAGUCCAGCUGAUGCCAGAGCUUUCGACCGGGGGAUACGGCGAGCUCUAGAGGACAUAAAGCAAGGCUGUCCGGUGUACAGUGACUCAGAGGUUCCUGAAGAUGGAUUACAGGUUAAUCCGGAGCCUCCUUCUAUCUGCACACCUAUUAGAGAGCCGUUCUCUCCGCAUGGCCGAGUGGUGUCCACCGAACCUUUCCGGGGCUGUUAUGUUCGUGCUCAGCCAUUCGAGGAGUUCCCCAGCCCAAGCCACCGCUAUCUGCCCCCGCAGGUCUCUUUCUCCACAACACGCCACGUGAGCUUUCACAUGGACGACGAAGAGGUCGUUCGGAUCAACCCGCGCAAGGAUGUGCGCAUCCGCGGGUAUGAGGACUACAGGCACCCAGUCAUGUGGAAGCCGGACACAGAGCGUGACGACGCCGAAUUCUCCAGUACAUUCACUAAACUGGACAGCAAGAAAAGUGAGUACUCUUUUCUGGAUGGCUCUGAGCAUCGCACAGGCACCAAGGACUCGAUAAAAACUCAGCAGCCUUCGCCUCUGCUAAAGUCCAAGAAGUCUCGGAGGCGGCGAGAGGACGGUGAGCGCUCGCGCUGCAUAUAUUGCCGUGAGAUGUUUAACCACGAGGAGAACCGGCGCGGGGAAUGCCAGGAUGCGCCUGACCCCAUCAAGCAGUGCAUCUACAAGGUGAGCUGCAUGCUGUGUGCAGAGAGCAUGCUCUACCACUGCAUGUCCGACUCGGAGGGAGACUUCUCGGACCCAUGCUCGUGCGAUUCCAGCGAAGAGCAGUUCUGUGUGCGCUGGCUGGCCUUGCUCGGCCUCUCCAUAAUAGCACCCUGCAUGUGCUGCUAUCCACCACUGCGGGCCUGUCACCAUUGCGGAGAGGCCUGCCACUGCUGCGGUGGCAAACACAAGGCCGCCGGCUGAGCCGAGCAGACGGGGAGAAACACACGGCCACAUGAAGAAACAACCGCCGCUGUCGCUUUUCUUUUUUCAUUCACCCCUUGAGGCAGGUGAGGUGCUCCACCCGCCACUUUGGAGGCUUUGGAGAUUUGAUUUGGCCGAGAGCAGCAGAAGCCAAUGACCGGGUCUUCUUGGGCUCUCGAGCUCACGUCACAGAGCUCAUUACGGAAGGGAAGGCGUUUACAGAACAAACUCGAAAUUACAAAACGAGCCAAAAUAUAUAAAAAAGAGACAAAAAAAAUGCAAAUGUCAGACUAUCAUUACAAAUAGCGUGCAACCUUUGUGAAGGAAUGUUGUCUUUUGUACAGAGAUCAAAACUAUAACAAAGAAAACAAAACUGGUUGUGCAUACAGAGGAUCUGCUGUAUCGGUAUGCUAAAAGGGAUAUUUUCUUGCUUUUUGUGAAUUUGCAGUAGGGUUAAAGUGGCCUUCUCUUUCGACUGGAGCAUUCGCUGACUGUGUAAUUAUUAGACAAAAGAAAACAGGCACUAGUUAAUUGUUCUCCCAUGAAAGGUAACCCUCAUGAAUAAUGGUACAUACACUAAAAAACACUUUUGACAAGUUUUACCAGUACAAAUUUUAAUUUCUGUAAUGGGUGUGUUUUUCCUGCUUUUUCUUUUCAUUGUUUUGCAAAAGACAUUAAUGUCAUUUCUUUCAAAAUGAUAGUAUGUAAACGCUCAUGUUUAAAAUCCAUCCGUUUCUAAUUGGCAAGACUAUUCGGACCACACAGGUACAUUCAAGCAUUGAGUGAUUGAUGACAUAUUACAAUCGUCCACGUUUAUACCUGUUACCAGGGGAAUAUGGCAGCCAAAUGGUUAAGGCGUUGGACUACUGAUCGGAAGGUCAUGCGUUCGAGUCCCAGGUCCACCAAGCUGCCACUGCUGGGCCCCUGAGCAAGGCCCUUAACCCUCAGUUGCUCAGUUGUAUAAAUUGAAAUUAAAAAAUGGAAGUCACUCUGGAUAAGGAUGUCUGUUAAAAUGACAGAAAUGCAAAUUAAUUUCCAUGUCCAGAUCAGCAAGAAGUCGAGAGACCAAUUAGUCGGGAAGUUUAGGAAGUGUACAUUUCAAUUUCAUCUCAUGUUGAUCUGAGUGAAACUGGGUUCAUUUCAGCUUUUGACUUUUUGUUUUCAAGCUGAAAUUGUGCUCAACCAGCAAGUUUUCCUUACAUGACUUGACACAUUUCGACAUUUUUAAUGAUCACCGUUAUAAGGGUUUCCAAUUUCUAUUAUCAAACAAGGCACUUGAAUCCAGGGAUAUCCCAUUUAAAAUAAAUACAAGUUUCUCCAUUCAAAUGCCCCUUAUAAAAGCACUCGCCUCCAAGCUUUGGUUACAGCUUCAUGUCUAUGUUUUCAAUUCCAUCCAGUAUGUAGUCUCCGUCAUAGUUUUGAGAGUUUGUGCUUUACGUUUUACAAAAAAACACAAAACUGAUUUGAUUUACUGAUCAUUUAAGACUUGCUGUAAGAUGCAAGAUUUCUCUCAACACUGUAAAUCACUUCCUGCAGAUUCACAAGAAAAUGCCAAGCAAGUCAUUAUUAGACACUGCAGUUUCGACAGUUAUCAGUCAAAUGAAGGGUCUUUUUUUUUUUUUUUCCUGUUAGCAGGAAAGUUGCGCCCAAAGUCCAGUACGAGGCUUUUCACACUCCGGUUCUCUGAGCUCCCUUUGCAUUUUACAUCAACACACUUUAUUUUCUAUGCAAAACUUUCCACGAGAAACACUUAGAUCGCUUCAUAAAAGUCGGUGAUGUGACACUUUAAUAUUGUAGAUGGUACCAAACUCAAAAAAAAACUUAUGUAAAUAUGUAACACUAUAUUUAAGCAACAAUAAUAAUCCCAUUCAAAUUUUUAAAGAGAGAGUUGUAUUUAUCACUGCUGUCGUAUAUACUAUAGCUUGAGUUGACAGCAUUAUGUACAUAGGUCACCUUUUAGUAUUAUUUCACAUUGAAAGUAGAGGGCGUACAUGAUGAAAACGAUCAAGCUUUUACUAGAGAUUGGCUCUAGUUUGGUAUUGCAGAAAGAGGGCUAGAGAAGGUACAGUAGUGGCAGUCCACUUCUCCAAGGUUUCGUCAUAUGAAGCUGCUAGAAACAAUCACUAAUUAUGUGCUGAGAGGAAUAAAAUUCAGCUAUGGAUGACUGUUAAAACUAAAACUUUGGAUUUGUUAAUCACAAAUGUUUUCUUGUGGUUGUCUCACCCGAUUUUAUGUUUCCAUACUGUAUGGAUACAGUACAUACUCGUACUGUAUUGGAUUUCGUUUUUUUUUGUUUGUUUGUUUGGGUUUUUGUCGCAAGCUGAACCAAGGUUUGAUGAACCUUAACAAAACUUGCUGGCUGAGAAGACAUGUAGAAUAGGCCACAUCCAUACAAUAAUAUUAUAGGCAGAUACUUUAAUGCCUAGUUUCAUUCUGCAUUAAGCAGGACGGUGAAGCCACAUGUAAUGUGCUGUAUUUAAUAUGCAACCUGUCUGCUUUCUUUGCUUCCUUUGAACUUUGCCGUUAACUUAGCAUUUAUCCGUCUUCAGUUUUUAACCACUUGCUGCUAGUCUUUUAUUUUUGAACUCUUGGACUUUGUGUAUAACUCGGGAAUGCAUAAAAGAUGAACAUUCUUUACUGCUUAGAGAAAUGCUUAUGUAAAUCUGUCAUUUCUGUGUGAUGUAAAAAAAAACAAAACAACAACAGCUAUGUUCACAGCAGUUUAGUGGUUUCUUUGGAAUUCUUCGAUGCUUUGGCACACUGACAUGUAGCUAGGCUUCCCCCCUCCCCCUUUUCAUAGCGCUUGAUGAUGUAAAGUUAACGUGAUUAGUUUGCAGUUGUGAAGACAUUUGUGUUAUGGUAAUUGCCGUAUAAAUGGUACUCUGAUGAUUCCACUAUGAACACUGCCUGGUUCUUUAUCUGCAUCUCUGAGUUUUAGUGCCAUCUGCUUCACCCACUGACAACCUCGAAAAAGUGCCUCACGUCCAUCAGAAUUUCCAUCCUAAACUUAACCGCUCUUGCUAUGGUUGUAUUGAUUUAUACAUGUCUAGGUAUUUGUAUCAUGGUUUGAAAAAUACCAAGUAUAUGAUGUAAUAUUUAUAGUUCAGUAACUCAUGUCAUAGUUGUAUUUUCUUUAUACAGAUGUAGCUUGUUACGUUUCAUAAAUAUAUAAUGUAAAUAUGCAUACAAAUGUUUGUAACUGUUUUUAUGUUACAUCAUACACUUGUAAUUUGACAUAUAAAAUAACAUUACCAUAAUAAAAGGUGAGUUUUAAUGUA